This is a messenger RNA of Ananas comosus (pineapple), 1197 nucleotides long. RefSeq lists its product as uncharacterized. The transcript is spliced from 2 exons. Lineage: Eukaryota; Viridiplantae; Streptophyta; Magnoliopsida; Poales; Bromeliaceae. The record is from RefSeq and is a predicted model, not a curated record. Bases 126 to 758 code for a protein of 210 amino acids.
CAAUAAAAGAGCACUAGAGCUCUUAGCCCAUUUAAUCGCUGUCAUUUGGUCUGGUGGAGCAAGAGAGAAAGAAAAGCCGAGAUCCACAGGCCAGAGCCGAUCCAUUUGCAUGCUCGAUCGGGAACAUGAGAGCUGUCAAAGACCCUCUCACCCUACACCUACAAGAACCCUACGGGAUAUUGCAGCCUGCAUCAUCACCGCUCGCAGCAUAUGCAGCAGUGCUGCUUCUCUUCCUGCUCGUCGCGGCAGCCGUCGCGGGCAUGUGCGUGUCCACGACGUUCGCACGACGCAACAAGCGGUUCAGCGCCAAAAAACACGCCGCGGCGGCGGAUGCAGCAGCAGCAGCAGCAGAUUCGAAUGAGAACGAGUCGACGCUGCGUAAGGCGUCGGAAGUGCAGCGGAUCGCGUCGGCCGGCUGGUGCAUGAUCAAGAGAAUCUUCGUCUGUUCCGCGCGUACUUCGAGGCCGAAGCCCGUCGGCUGCGAAGCGUCGGAAGAGGGCGCGAGAUGGGAGCUGACGGUCGACGAAGGCGCGUGGGACGGAUACCGAGGGGCGGCGGCGGCGGCGGCGGCGGCUGCUCUGCCGCUGUGGCAGCGCAAGAUAUUGAUGGGGGAGAGGUGCGAGCUGCCGCGGUUCAGCGGCCUCAUACUGUACGAUGAGUGCGGCCGCCCGCUUCAAACCAGCCCCCGAACAGGAACGAUCAUUCCACGGCAGGAAAAGCAAGCAGCAGCUAUUACUACUCUGAAGGACCUACUUUAGCCACUCUUUCAUGUUUAAAAUAAAAUAAAGGCUAAUAUAAAACGUAUGUACUUAAUCUCUCUUAAAAGAUCAAAAAUAUUUUAGUAAAUAAUAGUAACUAAAUUUGUUUUUAUUUUAUUACUGUUUUUUCUACCCAGGAGAGUGAAGUACAUAUUUUUAUCUUCGAAAUGUUAAAUGCUCACAACAUAAGUUUUUAGAAAAAAUAAGUGCAUUAAACAUCAUAAUAUAUUGAAAAGAACAAAGUACAUUUUAGUCUAAAAUAAAAUUAUUAAGUGGCAAAAAGUUUUCUCCUUUGUGUAGCAAGAGCUUCUUGGAAGAGGUUAAGAUUGUUGAGAGAACAAGGCCGGGCUCGAGUGAGCAGAGGUAUCAAUAAGGGCAUAUUUGUUUCAUUAUCGAAAUUGGACUUUGGAUUAAAGUGGAGUUUGGUAAAAACUACUUC